UACCCGGUAAGCGCCGCGGCUGCAUGCCCGGAGGGGCGGAGGGUGGGCGGUACGCGAGGAGGGGGCGGCCGGACCCCGGGGCGCGCAGGCGCCUGCCUUGCUCCCUCGGCUCACCCGCCCCGUCCCCUCCCCGAGCUCGGGGGGGGGGGGGGGGGGUGUUAGGGGAGGGGGGAUGGCCAGCCCUGGAGCCGAGGGAGGGCCGGAGGCAGACACAAAGCCCUUCCCUCCCCUCCCCCUCCCCUCUCCCCUCCCCUCUCUCCUCCUCCUCCCUUCUCCCCUCCUCCUCCUGCCCUCCUCCUCCCUUCUCCCCUCCUCCUCCUCCCCUUCUCCUCCCCUCCUCCUUCUCCUCCUCCCCUCCCCUGCUCUUCCUCCUCCUCCUGCUCCUCCCGGGCUGGGAAACCCAGCCCCGCGCUAGUCUGCGGGGCCGCCGGUCGCCCCCGCCUCCACGACCUGCGGGGAGGGCCUGCGCGAGGAGUCCCAGGCGUGCAGUAGAGCCUUGCUGGGGGAGAUGUCAGCUUGGACCAUGGGUGCCCGCGGUCUGGACAAGCGAGGAAGUUUCUUUAAGGGUUUCUGCAGAACGUUGCUCCCUGGAACGGUCAUCAACGGAGAGUCCUGAGGGCAGAAGGUCUUCGGAAUCCUGCACACCCCAGUCUCUGCCUGGAGACCCACACGGCACGGCAGCAUCUUCAAAGCUCAUUGACACGAUAGCCUCGGAGAUCGGAGAACUGAAACAGGAGAUGGUGUGGACAGAUGUCAGCCUGGAAAAUGGCUUGGGACCCACCGAAGCCCACAGCAUGGUAAGACAGAAGGCUGAUGGCUAUUCCGAGGAAAAGGAUGUGAAGCCCUGUCCCCGGGACUCAGGCUAUGACAGCCUCUCCAACAGGCUCAGCAUUUUGGACCGCCUUCUCCACACCCACCCGAUAUGGCUGCAGCUGAGUCUGAGUGAGGAGGAGGCAGCACAAGUCCUACAGUCCCAGCCUCCAGGGAUUUUCCUGGUUCGUAAAUCCACCAAAAUGCAGAAGAAAGUCCUCUCCCUUCGCCUGCCCUGUGAAUUUGGAGCCCCCCUCAAGGAAUUUGCCAUAAAGGAAAGCACAUACACCUUUUCCCUGGAAGGCUCAGGAAUCAGUUUUGCGGAUUUAUUCCGGCUCAUUGCUUUCUACUGCAUCAGCAGGGACGUUCUGCCGUUUACUUUGAAGUUGCCUUAUGCCAUUUCAACAGCCAAGACUGAGGCUCAUCUUGAAGAACUAGCCCAGCUGGGAUUAAAUUUUUGGAGCUCUCCAGCUGACAACAAACCCCCAAACCCUCCACCUCCCCAUAGGCCUCUCUCCUCAGACGGUGUCUGCCCUGCCUCGCGUCAGCUCUGCCUUAUAAAUGGAGUGCAUUCUAUCAAAACCAGGACGCCUUCGGAGCUGGAGUGCAGCCAGACCAACGGAGCCCUGUGUUUCAUUAAUCCUCUCUUCUUGAAAGUGCACAGCCAGGACCUCAGUGGAGGCCUGAAACGGCCCUGCACAAGGACUCCCAACGCGAAUGGCACCGAGAGGCCUCGGUCCCCCCCGCCCAGGCCCCCGCCGCCCGCUAUUAAUAGUCUGCACACAAGCCCUCAGCUGUCCAGGCCCGAAGCCCCGGCGAGCAUGCCAGAAACAGUCAACCAUAACAAACAUGGGAACGUAGCGCCGCCUGGAACGAGACCAGCCCCCGUGCCUCCACCCCGGCUGAAGAAGCAGGCUUCUUUUCUCGAGGCGGACGGCGGCGCGCAGCCCGUGACCAGCGGCCGGCCGCGCGCGGGCCCGGAGCGGGAGCGGGAGCAGCGGGAGCGGGCGCGGGAGCCAGAGCCGGAGCGGGAGCGGGCGCGGGCCCCGCCGGAGGAGGCCCCGGGGCGUUGCACAAGCGCCCAGCCCGGCGCCUCUGAAUCACGGCCCCCGUGGCAUGGAGGCCGGCAGAGGCUGAGCGACAUGAGCAUUUCCACUUCCUCCUCCGACUCGCUGGACUUCGACCGCAGCAUGCCGCUCUUUGGCUACGAGGCGGACACCACCAGCAGCCUGGAGGACUACGAAGGGGAGAGCGACCAGGAGACCAUGGCCCCCCCCAUCAAGUCCAAAAAGAAGCGCAGCGGCUCCUUCGUGCUGCCCAAGCUUGUCAAGUCGCAGCUCCGCAAGAUGAGCGGGGUCUUCAGCUCCUUCAUGACCCCCGAGAAGCGCAUGGUCAGGAGGAUCGCUGAGCUGUCCCGGGACAAGUGCACCUACUUCGGGUGCCUGGUGCAGGACUACGUGAGCUUUCUGCAGGAGAACAAGGAGUGCCACGUGUCCAGCACGGACAUGCUGCAGACCAUCCGGCAGUUCAUGACCCAGGUGAAGAACUACUUGUCUCAGAGCUCGGAGCUGGACCCCCCCAUCGAGUCGCUGAUCCCUGAAGACCAAAUAGAUGUGGUGUUGGAGAAAGCCAUGCACAAGUGCAUCCUGAAGCCCCUGAAGGGGCACGUGGAGGCCAUGCUGAAGGACUUCCACAUGGCCGACGGCUCGUGGAAACAGCUCAAGGAGAACCUGCAGCUGGUCCGGCAGAGGAAUCCACAGGAGCUGGGGGUCUUCGCCCCGACCCCUGAUAUUGUGGAUGUGGAGAAAAUCAAAGUCAAAUUCAUGACAAUGCAGAAGAUGUAUUCCCCGGAAAAGAAAGUCAUGCUGCUGCUGAGGGUCUGCAAGCUUAUUUACACUGUCAUGGAGAACAACUCAGGGAGGAUGUACGGAGCGGACGACUUUUUACCGGUCCUGACCUAUGUCAUAGCCCAGUGUGACAUGCUGGAGCUGGACACGGAGAUCGAGUACAUGAUGGAGCUCUUAGACCCAUCGCUGUUACAUGGAGAAGGAGGGUAUUACUUGACAAGCGCCUACGGAGCACUUUCUCUGAUAAAGAAUUUCCAAGAAGAGCAAGCAGCGCGCCUGCUCAGCUCGGAGGCCAGAGACACCCUGAGGCAGUGGCACAAACGGAGGACCACCAACCGGAGCAUCCCCUCAGUGGACGACUUUCAGAAUUAUCUCCGAGUUGCAUUCCAGGAGGUCAACAGUGGCUGCACGGGCAAGACCCUCCUCGUGAGACCUUACGUCACCACCGAGGAUGUGUGUCAGCUCUGUGCCGAGAAGUUUAAAGUGGGGGACCCUGAGGAGUACAGCCUCUUCCUCUUUGUUGACGAAACGUGGCAACAGCUGGCAGAGGACACUUACCCUCAGAAAAUCAAAGCUGAGCUGCAUAGCCGGCCACAACCCCACAUCUUCCACUUUGUCUACAAGCGCAUCAAGAAUGAUCCCUACGGCGUCAUUUUCCAGAAUGGGGAAGAAGAUCUCACCACCUCAUAGUGGUGCACCCCAGUGGUGCGUCCAAAGCGGGGUCAGGAACCUUGCCUUUGGCUCCCACAUACUUGGGCUUGAAAAGCAGUCACCGCCUUGGGGACCUCCUGGUUCAGUGACUAAGCCAUCCACAGGCCAACUUGGCCAAGGACAUCUUUAGCCACAUUGCCCAAGCAAGGUCGCUGAGGUUCAUGAUGCAGUAGGAUUCUCUCUCAGAGAUGGAGAAUUGCAUUUGAUGGUUCAGGUGUCUUGAGAUCGUCUGCUACCUGCCCCCAACCGGAUUCUAGGUUGGCUCGCAUGUAUGUAUAUGUGCUGAACAAACACUUAAGGAACAAGCUCUUCUCUUGACUUCAGCAGCAGGUGUUCGACAAGACUGUCCGAUGCAGCCUGUCAGGUGCUUCUCAGUUCUGUGGAUGGUUCCAUCCUUUCCUUCCUGUUUUUUUCUUUUCUUCAUCUUCCUUUUUUUUUUACAAAGAGCCUUUGUGUUUUUAUAUAUUUCAUAGAAAUUUUUAUAGCAGUUGCAGGUAAACUGUCAGGAUUGGUUUUUAAAAUAUUUUUGUAACUUUAAGAUAUUCUAUAAUUAUGCAUGUGAUUUUAACAUUUAAUAUUCAAAAAAAAUCUCUUGCUGGAUUUGAGAGUAUUGCAUUUUAAAAGUCUCUCUUCUGUAACUGGAUGUUUUGGCAACUUUGUGGGGAGAGACUGCUGGAUUUCUUAAAGCGAUGUAUUACUGACACUGGCCACAGAAUGCCUUUGGAAAUCUGAUGUACUGUUCCCUUGUUCACCCUCAGUGGUAUUUUGUUGUUUUGUGUUGUAACCAAGUGAUGCUGAGGAUCAGGAGAGAAAUGAAUGUAGAGAGAGGUCGAGAGAGAAAUACAGACUCUAAGAAAGGACUAAGGAGUGUAGUCUGCUGGUUCGGGCUCCUUGCAGGAAGUGGGAAAAGGAGAUGGAAGGAACCACCUAUGCUGAAAAUACUGUAAACAUGCAGUGAGAUUUGGCAAAAAAUCUAUCACAUGUUAUUUGCUUUUGGAAGCAAUUUUGAAAACCCUAUGCAGAAAAAAAAAAAUAAGGAUAACACUGUUUUUCCUUUUCCACAUAAAUCAAAACUAACAGCAUCAAAUUAUUUUGGGCAGAAACCAAGUAAUGUGUAAUGUGACUUUCACUGAGUUAAUAAGAUGCUGUUUGGAAAAGAGUUUGCAAGUGCACCCAAAAGCCUGUGUGCAUUAUAAGAAUGUAUGGUGAAGUUAAAUUUAUGUUUUAUGAAACCUGUUUGGGGUUGCACAAAGUGUGAGGGUCUUGUAUCAACGUAACACAGGUAGUUAUAAAAACAUGUUAUUGUACUGUGUAAAGAUGCAUAGACAUCUAAUUUGGUUGGCUUUGUUCCUUGUACCUUUUUUAGCUUUUGCUGUACAUCUAGAACCCUCAGCACAUACUGUGUUGUACUUCCUUUUGUAAAUGAUUUUUUAAAUGGAAUUUUGCACAUAAUACAUUGUAAUACUGUACGAUAAUCAUGUGUGAAAAUAAUUUUUGAAAUAGUC
Molecule: messenger RNA, 4873 nt
Organism: Equus quagga
Lineage: Eukaryota; Metazoa; Chordata; Mammalia; Perissodactyla; Equidae
Gene: RIN2
Product: Ras and Rab interactor 2
Exons: 13
Coding region: 24-3347 (1107 amino acids)
Biological process (GO): vesicle-mediated transport; signal transduction
Cellular component (GO): cytosol; endocytic vesicle
Molecular function (GO): small GTPase binding; guanyl-nucleotide exchange factor activity
Source: RefSeq, a predicted model, not a curated record